Molecule: messenger RNA, 1293 nt
Organism: Colletotrichum orchidophilum
Lineage: Eukaryota; Fungi; Ascomycota; Sordariomycetes; Glomerellales; Glomerellaceae
Exons: 1
Coding region: 1-1293 (430 amino acids)
Source: RefSeq, a predicted model, not a curated record
AUGCUCAUCGAUAAGUCAGCCAGACAGGCCAUCUUGGCUAUGUUGCUUACUUUCCAAAUCGUCUAUUUCGGCGUCGAGUCCUUCUUCUAUAUCUUCUUCCGUAAGAAGAUGACCCGGAAAUGGCUGGUUCUCUUCCAGUACUUGACCGCACCGGCAUUCAUCAGCAUAUUUAGUCUCAUUGUGAUACCGAUCAUUUUUCAGAUCGACAAGAAUACCACUGGAGGAGAUGUGUUCGCCAAAAAGGACGAUGGCUCAACCUGCCGUGCCGAGGUUGAUGCAGAUAUUGGAGGCUACGGUAUCCGCUUCGCUAUUUGGGCACAAGAAUUCGUCAUCUUCUUCAUUGCCCUGGCUGGUACAUUUCAUUCCAAGGUCACAGGCGCUAAGGAAAUUGGUGCUGGUCUCAUCAUUACACACCUUUCCCUAGCUGUGGCGCUUAUUGUCCAGCUGGCCCAACAUAAAGAGAAUUGCGGGAUUCUUACCUCGGCAAGUGCAAUCCUAGGCGCCAUGAUUCUCGACUCUCAGAACAGCGCUCUUUCGAUCCUCCUCAUCACCAAAGAAGCUCUUGCAUCCAGGUGGCAAGUUGGCAUAGUGGUCUUCUGCCAAGCUAUAAGCAUGGUGCUCAUACCGAUCUUAGUCGAAAGUUUCCUCGACGGACCCCGACGAACCGGACUGUGCCUAGGUGCGGACAAAGGUGACUGCGACUCCCUUCGGAUUUUCUGGUGGGAUAGACUCAGGAAAUCCGAAAAGAACUUACCGACUGUUGAGAGUAAUUCAAACGUCUUUUGGUUGUACUAUACCUUCAGAUGUGUCCUCUACAUUCAGAGCAGCUUCCAUGCUCUCAUGAACACCCAAAUUUUUCACGAAGCCAAGAAGAAUUCCUCGUGCACCCUCAAAGGCAUCACACAUCCAUCGCUGGGCCAAGACGAAAACGAUGCCUCGAGGCAAUCUUGGCAUGGGAGACUCCGAGGUUGGCUUGGAGCACACUCACAGGAUGUGAAAUAUGGCCCAUAUCCAACAACCGUAUCGCUCAUGUACAUCGUUUACGGAAUAUUCAUGGUGGCCGCCAUGGCCGCCGCGGAGAUCGCGCUCAUGGGCAAGAACGCAAUCUUUAGAAUAGAAGACGAUCAAGCACUGUCUACCGGCCAGGUGGUAGCUAUCGUCGUUGCUGCUGCGACGAUAUCUCGAGGACUUUGGCUGUUCUUCAUGCUGUUUAUCAAGGAUGGGAAGAUCAAGAACAUUGCACAGGGAAUGAGUUCCUUCCAAUGGCCACUCCACCUUCGGUUUGAUGAUUGA